Messenger RNA from Heteronotia binoei (common prickly gecko), 785 nucleotides. RefSeq lists its product as uncharacterized. The coding region runs from base 27 to 785 and encodes 252 amino acids. The record is from RefSeq and is a predicted model, not a curated record. The transcript has 6 exons. Gene Ontology annotation, cellular component: cell-cell junction; membrane. NCBI's taxonomy places the organism in Eukaryota, Metazoa, Chordata, Lepidosauria, Squamata, Gekkonidae. Gene Ontology annotation, biological process: cell-cell adhesion.
GGUCACCAGCCUGAUAGUUCCCUGCAAUGGAUGGUUUAAAAUUCAGUGCUCUGGUUUGCUGCUUCAUCAGCAUUGUGCUGCUUGUUAUCGUCCUGACCUCUUCCAAUUGGGUGGAGGCCACUGAACAUGCGGGCCUGUGGAAAAUUUGCAAUGAUACCAUAUGCAACAACUUUGGAAUGCAGAUGCAAGGUUACAUCCACGCUACCCGAGCCUUAUUGAUCAUUGGGCUGGUAAUUGGUACUGUUUCCUUCAUUGAUCUUUGUGCCAUGUUUGGUCCUGCUUAUUUGACCACUGGCUGCUGGACCAAGUUUACAUCUAAAGCUGGCUUUUUUGCAGGUCUUGCGGUCAUAGCUGGUUUGGGCACCUACACUGGAGGCUACUUUGUGAGCGGCAUGGUGGCAGUAACAUCGUUGGGAUGGACUUACGGUUUGGGCUGGGUACCUGGACCUCUCUUCUUUGUAACGGUUUGGCACAAGGAGAUUCCCCCUGAAAGUGAAGAGCCGGACCUGAAAUGGGAGACAAAAAAGCCGAGUGCAAUAUACCAGAUGCUGCAACGGGUGACUCCUUGCCUUCCCGUACAAGAAACCAUUGUGAUCACCCGCAGCAUGCUAGUCACAGCUGCAGUCUGUGCCUGCGCCUCUGUUUUCAUUAUCAGCAUUUCAUUCUACCAAAAUCGCAUCUACACUUUCUCCUUGGGGCGCAUCUCCAGCUUCACCAGUUUUGUUGCAAAUACUCCCUACCUCAUUGUCGGGGUGGGGCCUAGCCUUGGACGCCAGACCCCCUGA